Molecule: messenger RNA, 3306 nt
Organism: Exophiala oligosperma
Lineage: Eukaryota; Fungi; Ascomycota; Eurotiomycetes; Chaetothyriales; Herpotrichiellaceae
Exons: 4
Coding region: 1352-3181 (609 amino acids)
Source: RefSeq, a predicted model, not a curated record
CGAGACAUUCGAUCAUCAUCGAUCGGUCUUUAUUGUACGAGUUACAGAAAGUGGAAGCACUCGCGAGACAGCGAAGCCGUGGUAACCGUACGAGUACUCGGGGCACCCUCAUUUCCGCUAUUCUAGUAGUGAAGAGAUGGAGCGUCGCAACUUGAGCAUGGGACAAAACAGAGAGGGUGUGUGUGUGUGGCGAGACACCAUUACAAGUAUCCCGCACACCACUAGAGGGAGAACUCUAUAUCCUUGAUGGCGACAAGCUUUGAGGAGAAGCUUAGCCAUUGCUUCGCACAAACGUCCAAGUUACAUUGAUCCGAGAGCGAAGAAGCGCUAGAUUGCGACUUACCGCAGCCCCCCAAGCGAUGUGGCGCUGCGAAAAAGGAACACCACUGGGCGAUCCUUUUGACGAAUUCCCAGUUUACGAGCUCGUAUCUCGAUUCCCCUCGCGCCAACGUGGCUGGUGUUUUGAGGGAUCGAGAGGAUUGCGGACAAAUCACCCCGACCUCUACGACUUGCGUAUUGUCGAUCUCGCUAUGGAACGAGCUGGACUUCACACGAAUGACAGGUCAAAGGAUGCGACUCUUUUCUUCUCUUCCAACGUGUACGAGUAUCAAACGGCUGAUCACCCUUGAACGCGACCGGACCAUCGCUCCUGGGGGACGAAACAAAUCUCUUGGACAUAUCAACAUCGACCUGCCCUAGUGCGUUAAUCUCUUCCCAUUCUGGAGUGUCGACCGUCGCAUGAUUUCACCACACCUCUCCCCUUCCACCCAAUCAUGCGGUGGUGUGGUUGAUCGCCCUCAUCCAUAAGUCGAUUCAAGUCGAACAUGGAGCAACGGUCCGGGUCAAGAACGUCAAGCUUUCCCUGGUCAUGCGAUUUGGAGCCUCCAAACUGUUAAACUAUGACCACGGUUUGACAUGGUAAUCUCAAACUUCGGCUAUGCUAUCUCCCUUUGCUACACCGAGAGGCUAGUCGGGGGAUACGAGUGGGAGAAAGCCAAUUAUACCACAUCGACCUAUCAGUACGAGUACGGGGAUCUUUGAUGAGAACCAAUGUAGUGAGGCAAUACCCUUGUCUUCGCUUCUGUCACCAAAACAUGCCUUACCUGGGAGUGUAACCCUCUAAUCGGCAUCCCGUCUACCCUGUGGCCAGUGGAGAGGGGAGGGCAGGAGAUGCGAAGCGAGAGUUAGAGAUGGAAGAGAGAGAGAGUCUGUUUGCAUGUACGUGGGUGGACGAUCCAGGAUCUAUAUAGUCCGAACCGUUGCGCCGUUGCUCGCCUCCACGUUCUCGUCCACGGGGAAACAGAUCUUGCAUUCAACUUGAGAAUCUCCUCGACUGCUGAUACUUCCGACCAUGGCUUCCGGAGUAGGAUCAAUUGCCGGCAUUGGUGCUGCCUCUGACCCUCGCCUUUCUGUCUCUGGCGAUGCUCCUGACCUUAACUCAUACCCUCAGCGAAUGAUCGAAAAGCUGCACGACCCCAGCAUCACCAUCGAGGAGUACCUGCACUAUGCCAAAAUCACCCGAGCCGAGGAGGACCGCCUCUAUGGUCCAGGCAGCGAUUAUCAAGCCACGGAUGGCCCUGCCACCGCUUUCAUGAAGGAGAAGAUUCUCCGCAAGCGUGCCACACGGCGUACUUCGAUCGCCCAGCCGCGUCUUUCCAUCAGCGCGCAGGGUGAAGCCCAAAUCGCACGACCGAUCGAGUCCGGUACCGAUUCCGGAAACGAAAAGACGGUACACGAGAAGAACUUUGAAUCCAUGGCCGUCAGUGACGAGGAGUGGGUUCAAGCUUCGAGAGCUGCUCGGACCGCCACCUGGUCCGCGGUGUUUUACUUGAUCACCACCGACAUUCUGGGUCCCUUCAGCACCGGGUUCGCUUUCAGUCAGAUGGGCCUCGGUCCCGGUGUCGCCUUGUUCACGGUUUUUGGUGGGCUCGGUGGGUACAGCGGUUACCAGCUCUGGAAGAUGUAUCUCCAGCUCGAUAGUGACCGAUACCCGAUGAAAGGAUACGGCGACAUCGCCUUCCGUGUCUACGGGACUUGGUUCCGCCACACCUGCAACGGCCUCCAGUCGUUCCAAUUUUUCCUCAACGUCGCCCUGAUCAUCUUGACCUCGGGUCAAUCCAUCAGCCAGUUGUCCAAAGGUAGUCUCUGCUUCAUUGUGUGCAUGGUCGUCUGUACCAUCUUUGGAUGUAUCGUCGGCCAGAUCCGCACUCUUCAGCGAUUUGGCUGGCUCGCUUCUUGGGCCGUUUUUAUGAACUUGUUUGUCAUCUUUGCAACGAUGGGUGUCAUGGCUCAUUCACCUCCCAACUACAAGCUGUACGCCGCUUCGAAUCCUACCUUCAACAUCAACCACCCCGACCCCAUCAAGGUCUCGGGUUCAGCGCCGCCUGGACUCGGCUUGGUCAACAACGUCAAUGGCCUCAUGAAUGCCGUCUUCUCGUUCGGUGGAGCCACUCUUUUCGUCGAGUUGAUGUCGGAGAUGCGUAGACCCAUGGACUUUUGGAAGGGGUUGCUCUGCGCCGAUAUCCUCAUCUACCUCUGCUAUAUGGUUUAUGGGGUCUACACCUACUGCAUGCAAGGACAGUACGCUUACAACGUCUCGUACCAAGGGGUCUCCCCUUAUUCGUGGCAGACCGUCGGCAACGUCUUUGGCCUCAUCACCGGUCUCAUCGCGGCCGUGCUGUACGGCAACAUCGGCAUCAAGGUGUUUUACAACAACAUGGGCCGGGACCUGCUGAAGUUCCCCCGGCUCGAGAGCAAGCGAGGGAAGUGGAUCUUUGUCUUCAUCGUCCCCGUCUACUGGAUCGCGGCUUGGGUGGUUUCCCAGUCCGUGCCCCAGAUCAACACGUGGAUCGUGCUGGUCGGGGCAGGGUGCAUCCUGCAAUUCACCUACACCUUCCCGCCCUUCAUGAUGAUCGGGUUCAAGGUCCAACGGGACGCCAUGCUCCCACAGGAGACGUUCGACCCCGCGACGGGACAGGUCCAGAGGGUGGACGGCGGGUUCAGGCGGUGGGCGCGAGGGUUCAGGAAGGAACUCUUGUGGAAUGUAUUCGACGUCAUCUACUACCUCGGUUCGUGCGUCACUUGUAUCUUGGGCCUCUACGCCGCUUUCAGCAGCAUGGUGUCCGCGUACAAGAAUUCACCAAACUUGUCCGCGUGGCGUUGCGAAUCUCCUACGGGUUGAGCUUUGAAAAUGCAGUAUUUGGGGAGGAGAUCAGGGGCUGUGGGAUGGUGGACUGGGCGGCGGUUGAGGUAUAAUAAUUUGAGGUAAAACACAGGACUCUUUUUGGGUCGAAUUCUCGAGUUUAG